AUCUUACGACAGUAAAUUAGAAUUGUUUCAGCAAUCUUCUCUAUUACGAAGUUUCAUCGUUGUGAAAUAAAUCUUAGAAUGAUCUUUUUAUUAACGAAAUUGUAACGACAUAUUACCUAACAGUCGUGGCAAACAUCAAUUGCGAACACGUUAUUAAUUGUUCGCUCGUACGAUACGUUAUCAGCAUUCGUAGAUAGCGAAAUACGAAUGUGUAUUAACGAUGGACAGCUUAGACGCGAAUAGACGUGCAAUUACAUUGACGGUAAUACUUUUUCAAGUCGCACGAUUUCGGGGGAUCGGAUGAGUUCCUUAUCAUUUUGGUGUCACAUGCGACGUUAUCGAUUCAGUAUAAAAUAAGAACGCGACAUUAGUAGCGGUUGGAAUUACAGUGGAAUGUAAUUAUGAAACGACUACUACUAAUUAUAUAAAUUUCCUAACUAUAGAAAAACUUAAUCGCGAUCGCAGCCAACCAACUCGAAUUAUUUCCAAUAUAAUUCGUAAUUUUAUUGUAUACUUAAAAACUUAUAGCUGGCGAUAUAAAGUAAUGUAUACAUACUUCCUAUAUUGUAUAUAGUUCGAUAAAAAAGAAAAGAAAAAUGAAAUCGCAUCUCUAUAGACAGUAAAAGUUAACUGUAUACUUAACCAUUAAUUACAUAAGGAACUAUCGUACAAAGAAUAAUUUCAGUUAUCAGCGUGAUUUAUUAACGCCAAACGGAUAAAGUUCUAUCAUGGCAUUUUUCCAAUUGGUUCUGAAAGCCAACAAAUUGGAAAAACUGAGGCAAAGUUACGAGGAUGAAAAACUGGCAUCGAUUGAGAUUUCCAAGGGUAUCGUCAAACCUGUGUAUACUUUGAAGCAGCAAAUUCGUCGAAGAAAAAUAUGGUUUAAGAAGAAGGUUACACACCUCUUAGACAAAAUCUUUGCUAUUUUAAGAGAUUCUUGGAUACAUAAAAAGAUUGUUGUAAUUCGUACCGAUGGAACAUUGGAAAAUUACAUAGCAAAAAGCUUUGCAGGAUUCGUUGGUGGAAUAUUCUUGACGUACAUAUUUUUCAUAUUUUUCGUUUUUCAAUUGCAUUUUAAGCUGUCGUCUGCGACGUUCCUCUGUACAAUAAUAGGAAUAAUUCUCACUCUUGGUCUUGCAUUUUCUUUCCAAGUCCGAUGCGUUGUGUUUCUUCUCUUGCCGCAAUUUUUCUCGAAACGCGGAAGGCAAGCUUUAAUGGCGUACGCGUUUAUUUUAGCUUUAACAGGACCAGUGAAGAAUACUAUGCACAACACCGGUGUACUUUCAGAGUCACUAGCCUGUGCGCAAGAACAGUUAAAGGAAGCGGUAAAGACCGUCAUAGAUUUAGCAAAACAACCGUUUUACGCUUUGCGAGAAGCAAUAUCGAAAGUCAUAAAGACGAUCAAGGUGGUCGUAAAGAAGAUUAAACAGACUCUAAUUGCGAUUAAAAGAGUCGUUCUUAGCAUACUUAGAGUUAUCACUGCGGUAUUCGAAUGGCUGGGAAGUAUCAUAAGUAUAUGUAACAAAAAGUUGGGCACACCUUUCGACAGGUGCCAAAGCGUUUUUGAAGGAGCAGUGGCGGAUUGCAAAGCAAAAUUGGGUCCAAUUUUUGGAUUGGUUUGCAACGUAACUUACGUAGUCAGUAGUCUGUGUUACAUAGUGAAGCCACUGGACUUCAUUUGCAUGCUUGUUUCUUAUAUCGCUGACAGCGUAGUUGGUGUCGUAAGGAGCAAAAUUAAGAAGUUCACGAUGCACAUGAAAGCGAUGUUCUACGUUAAAGUUAAGUUCUCCCAUUCGUUUCAUUUCGAAACGAACCAAAGCAGGACGAUACAAGACGUGUCCACGAGUAUUACUACAGAAAUACGCUCCAGAACAGACAAACUCUUUGGUUUCUUCGAUUUCAUGAAUUUCAUCACGUCCUUUUUCAUGUUCUUUAUCAUACUCAGAGUGUUACGCUAUCGUUACAAAUGGUUAACCAGCGAGCGUUUCGACAAUCGAUACAUAACCGACGAUCUACGUACCAUCGAUUUGAUAAGAACACGUCAAGACAAGGAGACAGUUUUGCCACUGAAUCGACGCGAACGAAACAAAUACGUACCACUAUCUUCCGUCAUAUUAAUAAAAUCCGAAAGAACAAAAUUAUCCAAGUCUAUCAUAUUCUUAAGCCUAGCUACGGUCAAACUUAUCACGUACAUGUUGAUAGAUUAUUGUCUUUAUUGGGUAUUGAACACCAUACAACUUUACGGACGAUUUCAAAGCAAAGUCGAACGACCAAACAUGGUAACUAUUCACGUAUCGGGCGAUGGGUAUUUAGCUGACCUUUAUAAAAGUAUCGUAAAAGCAUUCACGCCACACGGGCAGGGAACAGAAAUCGAUACGAUGCUUUGUCUUCCGGAUCCUGUAACACCGGAUUUCGAUAAAUACACUCAGAUCCUCGUUUUGAUCUUUCUCUGUUGGCUGAUGGCAUUUUUCGAACCUUACGGUUUACGAAUGAGACAGGUAGUCAUGUGUCAGUAUUAUCCCGAGAGAGCAAAGCAGAGAGCAGCUUGGUUGUACAAUUACAUCAUCAGGUCAAGGGGCAAUUUUUUGAAGUUUGCUAGACGCCAAUUGCGCCGAAAAUUUGGCCUGACCGAAGGGGAGAAAAUCGAGAAAGUGACUUUAAAAGAGAAAUUGUGGGCCACGUUUCCCUUAUUGAAUAUAUUUUUCCCAUCGAAACAAAAAGCGUGUCUUCUGUGUGGCACAGUGGAACGUGACGAGGAUCCGUAUGUUAAAUGUCCAACUCCUGGUUGUAUUGGCCUAUAUUGUACGCAAUGUUUCGCGGAUUUGCAGAAUUUGUGCACCAUUUGUCGGUCACCGAUGGACUAUGGUGACUUAUCCGACAUGAGUGAGGAGAAGUAUCAAUUUGAAAUACCAAGAAGAGCGUUGCUAAAACCUGAAUUGAAAUUGGAAGAAGAAGAAGAUAAAAUAAAGGAUGAGGAAGGUAAAAUGAUGGGAGAAGAAUACGAAGCAAUGUUAGGCGAAGAAUAUGAAACUGAAGAGGAAGAGAUGUUAGAUAAAGAAUAUGGAGUUGAAGAUGAAGAGAUAUCAGGUGAAGAAUAUGAAGUGGAAGAUGAAGAGACGAUGGGUGAAGAAUAUGAAACUGAGGAUGAAGAAAUGUUAGGUGAAGAAUAUGGAGAUGGAAAGAUAUUAGAUACAGAAUAUGAAGGUGAAGAGAUAUUAGGAGAAAAAUACGAAAAUGGGAGGGUAAUAGGGGGAGAAGAAGAAGAAGAAGAAAGAGCAAUGAAAAUGAUAGCAAAAAAAGAAGGAAAGAUAGAAGACAAAGAAGAGGUAAAAGUAAAGAACGAGAAAGAAGAAAACAAACUAAGAGCCGAGCAGGCAGAGAAAAUGGAAAGAGACGUCGGUGUAGUUGUGACAACCUCAUUAAAGUGUUCUACAUUAACCGUGUUAAUUGUCCCAGCGUAUCAAGAUGAAUCUCCUGAGGAAGUCGAAAUCGAGAAAACGAGGAAACGAUUCAAAGACGUGGAAGCACAGAAAAUUCGAGACGACGUAACAAUCCAAGUGCGUUUCAACGUGAUACAGCAAAGUCUUUUCGACCAAUAUCAACUUAUAUUCAACCAACCGUUCGUAAAAGAAUCGAUCUCGGGCAGUGAAUCACCAACUUCUGGCUUCGUUGUGAGGGCACGUAGAAAAGUUCGUGCCAAAUUAAAAAAGCGGCCGUUUGCCGAGGUGAGAGAUUCGGAUUCAUCAAGUUCGAUUGCCGACACGGAAUCCUGGCCGAGUGAAGAUGUCGACGAAGAAGAAGUAAUACACAUAGAAAUAGACGGCGAUUCGGAAGAAUUACUUCCGAAGGAUAGAAGGAAACUAGGUCGUAUAAAUAGAAUCGUCGAUGCAGUUGCGAGAAUUCCUUGGCUCGGUAAAGGAGAGGUAUGA
Molecule: messenger RNA, 3929 nt
Organism: Bombus huntii
Lineage: Eukaryota; Metazoa; Arthropoda; Insecta; Hymenoptera; Apidae
Product: DC-STAMP domain-containing protein 2-like
Exons: 12
Coding region: 729-3929 (1066 amino acids)
Cellular component (GO): membrane
Source: RefSeq, a predicted model, not a curated record